Messenger RNA from Populus nigra (black poplar), 1489 nucleotides. RefSeq lists its product as uncharacterized. The record is from RefSeq and is a predicted model, not a curated record. The transcript is spliced from 6 exons. Gene Ontology annotation, biological process: transport. NCBI's taxonomy places the organism in Eukaryota, Viridiplantae, Streptophyta, Magnoliopsida, Malpighiales, Salicaceae. Gene Ontology annotation, molecular function: transporter activity. The coding region runs from base 151 to 1407 and encodes 418 amino acids.
CAUUGUUUCUCCUGAGGUUUGUUUGUAUUUACUUCUUACGCUCGUUAUUUUUUUUAAGUCGGUAACUAAUUUUUCUUUUUCUUUUUGGGAUUAUUGUAGGCACACAUUUUUUUAGUGUGGUGGAUUAGUUAUUUACCUUGUUUGCUCACAAUGGCUGAAUUGCUGCCAAUUUACUUUAGCGUAAUUGCUUUCUUCUGCGCCUUGGGAGCUAUGGCUUUGGCCAUUUUCCACAUCUACAGGCACCUUUUGAAUUAUACUGAACCUACUUAUCAGAGAUACAUUGUCCGCAUCAUUUUUAUGGUCCCGGUUUAUGCAUUGCUGUCUUUCUUGUCCCUGAUUUUUCCAGAGAGUCCUAUCUAUUUCAAUUCCAUAUGUGAAGUUUAUGAAGCUUGGGUCAUUUAUAACUUUCUGUCCUUAUGCCUGGCUUGGGUUGGUGGCCCUGGAGCAGUUAUACUAAGUUUAAGUGGUCGGGUUAUGAAGCCAUCGUGGUGUCUGAUGACUUGUUGCUUUCCUCACAUGCCGCUGGAUGACCGGUUUAUUCGAAGGUGCAAGCAGGGUUGUUUGCAAUUUGUGAUUCUGAAGCCCUUCUUAGUUGCUGUUACACUCAUACUUUAUGCAAAAGGGAAAUACAUGGAUGGAAAUUUCAGUCCUAAACAAUCAUAUUUGUAUCUCACCAUUAUAUACACAAUCUCCUAUACUCUGGCAUUGUAUGCUUUGGCAUUGUUUUAUGUGGCAUGCAAAGAUCUGCUUCAGCCUUUCAAUCCAGUUCCAAAAUUUAUCAUCAUCAAAACUGUUUUCUUAACAUACUGGCAGGGAGUUCUGUUUUUUCUGGCUGCAAAGUCUGGAUUCAUUAAGGAUGCAGAACAAGCUGCUCAGUUUCAAGAUUUUAUUAUAUGCGUUAAGAUGCUUAUAGCUGCUGUUGGUCAUCUUUAUGCAUUUCCAUACAAAGAGUAUGCUGGUGCAAAUACUGCUGGUUCAUGUGAUCUGACACGUAGUCUUGCCCAUGCCUUGAAGUUGAAUGACUUAUACCAUGACACUGUUCACCAGUUUGCACCAACUUAUCAUGAUUAUGUGCUCUACAACUAUACUGAGGGUGAUGAUGGAACAAGAAAGUAUCGCUCACGCACCUUUGUGCCAACUGGCCAGGAGAUGGAUGCUGUGAGAAAAAACAAACUCAUGUUUGGAAACAAGAUGGAUGAGCUAUCCAGUCACUCUUCCUCUGCCACAAGCACCCUAAAAAAUGAUUCCUCAGUGCCCCAUCCUGCACAUUCUGAUGCAAUGAAAUCUUCCCACCUUAUCGGUGUUUUUGAUUCUUUAUCCUCGCCAUAUGAUAUGUCGCUUAUUGACAUGGACUUCUCCAACUACCCUGCAAAAGUUGUUGCUGCAAAUGAAACUGGGAUUAGGUGACAAGAAUGGGGGAACUGCAACAAAUAGGUAAGAAAAGUUUCCGUCAAAAAGGGAGUUGAGGAAUAUGAGGUCGUCUUUUUAC